Molecule: messenger RNA, 946 nt
Organism: Pogoniulus pusillus (Red-fronted tinkerbird)
Lineage: Eukaryota; Metazoa; Chordata; Aves; Piciformes; Lybiidae
Gene: TRAPPC6B
Product: trafficking protein particle complex subunit 6B
Exons: 6
Coding region: 332-808 (158 amino acids)
Biological process (GO): regulation of GTPase activity; endoplasmic reticulum to Golgi vesicle-mediated transport
Cellular component (GO): cis-Golgi network; TRAPP complex; trans-Golgi network
Source: RefSeq, a predicted model, not a curated record
UCGCUUGUGCCGCCCUGUUAGCGCCACGGCGGUGCGCCCUGCAAAGUGGUAACAAAGGCUCUCUCAGCCAGCUGUGCCGGGCCUACCCCAGGCUGCUGGCGGGAACGCCGACCGCUUCCCCCAACAAGCGGCACAGGCCGGGCCGCUCCGCCUCUGUCAGGAGCAGCAGAGGGCGACGGAGCUCGCCCGCGCCCUGAGCCCGUCCGGAAGGGGCGGUGCGGCGCCGCAGGGGCCGCGGCGGCAGCUGCCGGUUGCCGCGGCGCCGGACGGGCUUGAGGGGUGAGGACGAGGAAGAGGUGGCGGCAGAAGGGAUCUCUGCCGUACAGCGGAGAUGGCAGACGAGGCACUCUUCCUCUUGCUGCACAACGAGAUGGUGGCGGGGCUCUACCGCGCCGCCGAGCAGGGCGAAGGGGAGAACGGUCGCUGCACCACCAAGCUUGAGAGCAUGGGCUUCCGCGUUGGACAGGGGUUGAUCGAGAGGUUUACAAAAGAUACUGCCAGGUUCAAGGAUGAAUUAGACAUUAUGAAGUUCAUUUGCAAAGAUUUUUGGACAACUGUAUUCAAAAAGCAAAUCGAUAACCUAAGGACUAAUCACCAGGGUAUAUAUGUCCUUCAAGACAAUAAAUUUCGUCUCUUGACACAAAUGUCUGCAGGAAAGCAGUAUUUAGAGCAUGCACCAAAGUAUCUAGCAUUUACCUGUGGACUAAUAAGAGGAGGCUUAUCGAAUUUGGGAAUAAAGAGUAUUGUAACAGCUGAAGUUUCAUCAAUGCCAGCAUGUAAAUUUCAGGUGAUGAUACAGAAGAUGUAGAGCACAUUUAAAUCUGGGUAUCUACCUUAGAAAUCUGUUGUAUGCAUUCAGUAUCUUGGUUCAGCUUUGUUUGUAGCUUGUAAAUUACAGCAGUGUGCAGCACAAUCCCAAAAUGUAUAAUAAAUGUUCAUCAACACA